GUUUGCAGUUUGGAGUGAGCCUUUGAAUUGGACUUUUGGGUUUGUCAUCUUGAAUUCCUUCCUAUUUACGUUCACAUUCCCUUUCUCGUCCUCAUAAAUCUGGAACGAGAAGGACUUCCUGCUGCCUAAGAAGUGCCUUAGUCUGUCAUUUCUCCCUCAAGGCAACUCGAUUUCCAGUUGUCUUGUUUGUUUCCUCUUGUUCCAACUAAUCUGUGGGGAGCUGAGGAUGAUCGGGAGAUUCAUGAUAUGCUUGUCAGUGUCUGGACAUAGGACGAGAGAACGACUGUAAAAUAUCAUGCUUUCUCUCGUGUCUCGCUUUCGGGGGUGGGGGGGGGGGGGGGUGGGAUUUGUCCUUCAUUUUUAUGAUAUUUUGAAAGCAACUGUGUGUGUCGUGCAUCCCAUGCAUUUGAACUUUCAAAAGGCUUACAUAAUCAUGAGGACUUGCAAUGUGGGUUGGGAAAAAGAAAGAAAGAAAUCAAAACAAAGCCGUUCUUCGAAGCACAGUUGCGGCAAUUCAUGCAUAUAUUAAUGUGUUAAAUGGCGAGCAAAAAAAAAAAAGAACCCCACGGCACUUCCACACUCUAUUCCAAUGAAGUUGCGAUGUUGUGUUCAACACAAAUAAAAACAGCAUACGGUGAUUUGCGACUCAUGUUCAAUCUAGAAUUAUGUGAAUAAACUUCAAUGACAACACAUUUUAUGUUCAACCUGAUAAACUUUCUUGUUUUUUUUUUCAAAUAAUCAUUAACUUAGAAUUUUAUGGCAGCAACACGUACCCCAAAAGCUUGGACAUGGUCCCGUUUACCGCUAAGUGACGUAUAUGGAAUUGGAAUUCUUUCUUUGGUGUCGGGCUUAUACGGGGAAGCUGUCCAUAGUCGCAGCUUUUACGGACCUCUCUGGAAUGCAUCACUAAACACCAAGCGCCUGCGUUUCAGAUGAAGUUAUCAUCUCUAAUUGGAAGAUGCCAGCAGAAGGAAAUUGAUUGUCGUGAAAUUAUUUGCAGGAACAUGCAAAUGAGACUCUUAAGAGAAUGUCUUUUCGACACGAUGUUGAACAUGAACCUCUUUGGUCUCAUUUUAUCUUACCGCAGUCCCAUUUCCUCACUCUUGCCCUGAUUGGACCCAUUUACAGCUUUAUUGCUGACGACGAGGCGAUCAUUCUUUGGCUGACUGAUGACAGACCAAAAGGCCGUUAAAGCUCAAUCCCCCUUCGCUGAAUAUGCAAGCCUUUUCUCCGAGUCCAUCUCUUUUUUUUUUUGCUGCUGCCUGCCUUGAAAAUGAGGUCUUUAACAUCCACGGGACAAAGGUGAUUCAUCCAUGCAGCCGUUAUCCAAGCCCCUUAUCCACAGGAGGGUGGCGGGAGUGCCGCAGCCUAUCCCGGCUGUCAUCGCUCUCGCUUUUACUCUCCCUACCUGAGAACCCCCCCCCCCCCCACCCCCACAUAAUCAACAGUUGUCUGACAAAUUGAUAAAUAUCCCAAACUAGUGUACAAGACUGACCUCUGACAAAGACGUCUUUGUGCAACUAAGCGAGAACAAGAUGGACCAACAGACUGCAUGAGUAGAAGACGUCAGAGGUCGGUUCCACAGCCUGCUGUCAAAACACGAAUCAAGAGUCUGUGCUGAUGAUAUAUUUUGACACCUCCCAUCAUGUUUCACGUCGAGGCUCAGCUGUUGUCGCGAGGGCCGACACGCAGCCUGCAACGCGGCUGUUGGAGUCACUCGCAACGGGGACCCCCGCUGGCUGAAUCGCACUUUCACUCUCCCUUUGUCUUUGAUUCUUGUUCGAUUUCCUAGUCUUUCCCUGGUCUUCUUAAGGGGGGGGGGUGGUUUUUUUUUUCUCCUUCCCAUCACUGUGUCCCUUUUUUUCACAGUGAUGUACAGCGGGUAGAGCAAAACCGUCGGUUUGGUUGGACACCUUGGGAGGCCUCAUUCUGCACAAGAACUCUGAGAGAGAGAGAUCUCCUCGGUUUUCUGAUUUUCUUGCGCCCACAACUGCAGGUUUCGGCUCAAAGGGACCUGGCUGUGAUUGUGGCUUCCGUUGCGUACAACACGUGGUUCACCAAGCUGUACUGCAAAGACAUGCGCAUUGGCUCGGAAGUGGUGGACCAGGUCCUUCAUACAGUCAGCAAGUCCAACAGCCUGGAGGAACUCACUCUGGAAAACGCCGGGCUAAAAUCGGAUUUCCCCCAGAAAAUGGCAACAGCACUGUCAGAGAACCCAGGCUCCAUGAUUCACUCUCUCAACCUGGCUCACAACACGCUUGACAACCAAGGAGUUUCCAAUCUGAUUCAACAAGUGUGUCGUCUCAACAAGGGCCUCCGUCUCCUCAAUCUCUCCAAGACGUCGCUUUCUUCCAAAGGCGUUGUGUCUCUGUCCCAGGCAUUGUGUUCCAGUGACGACUACUCCAAUUCUUUGUUGCACCUGGACCUCAGUAAAAACCCAGGAGUUCUGUCUGGAGAGGAUGCCACGAAUCUGUACCUCUUCCUUGCCCAGCCCAACUGUCUUGUCCAUUUGGACCUGUCUGGGACGGACUGCACAGUGGACUCGUUGUUUGGAGCCUUGCUGAGAGGCUGCUGCGCGGACCUUUCCGACCUGAACCUGGCUAAGAAUUGCUUCUCCAAUAGGAAAGCGAGAGAUUCUCUGCCAACUUUCCGGCAAUUCUUCAGCUCAGCCUUCAGCCUGACUCGUGUCAGCCUGGCCUCCAUGAAGGUUCCUCCCGACUGGCUGAGAGCGCUCUUCCUUGGCCUGUCAAAUAACCCCCAUAUCACCGAUUUGCAGUUAGACAUCAGCGCCUGUGAGCUAAGGUCUGCGGGUGCCGCGGUUCUUCAGGAGCUCUUUCCAAGAGUUUCGUGCGUUGGGACUUUAGACAUCUCCGAUAAUGGCUUGGAUUCUGACUUGCAGGCCGUCAUCCCGGCAUUCUCAAGACACCCCUCCCUCAAACACCUGAUGCUGGGGAAGAACUUCAACAUCAAGGGCAGGGUGCUGGAUGACAUACUGCAGAAACUGGUUCAUUUGGUGCAAGAGGAAGAGUGUGUCCUGCAGACUCUCUCUUUGGCUGACUCAAGACUACGCCAGCGGGGCACCCUGUUGGUCAACGCUCUGGGCUCGAACACGUGCCUGCGGAAGGUGGACUUGAGCGGCAACGGCCUGGAGGAUUCGGGAGCAAAGAUGCUGAGUAAAGCCCUGCAAAUUAAUACGACACUCAGAAGCGUCGCAUGGGAUCGCAACAACACCACGGCGACAGGCUUCCAAGAUGUGGCCAGAGCAUUGGAGCACAACUUUACACUGCAGUAUAUGCCCCUCCCCCUCAGUGACGCCACACAGGCGUAUCGCAGUGCCCCAGAGAAGACCGACCAAGCCCUGAUCAAGAUCCAGCGAGCCCUGCUGAGAAACAACCAAACGCAACGUUUCUCUCAAAAGCAAGCUCUCAGGCUGCAUCAAGGCCUCGUCACCAGUACGGCCGAACAGGUGAUGGAACGUUUGUGCGUGCGGGUGCAACAACAGAUCGGCGUCCUGAAGGGCUGUGAGGAAGCUGAGGAGGUCCAAACAGCCAGGCAGAUUCUUAAGGAAGCCAGAAACUCCAAAGCGCUCUUCCCUUCCCUAUGUGAGCUGGCUCAUGUGUUGUCCGUGGAUGGUCCAGUCAGACAACGACUGGAUACUCUAGCCGGGGAGCUAGCGAGGGCUGCCGACAAAGAGCUGCAGGUGGUCGUGGACUCCAUGGUGUCUCUGUGCCACGAGUUGUGCCCCAUGUCCUGCUCAGCUGCCGAGAGACUCAGCCCGCCUCUCUCGUCCAUCUCUGAGCAAGUUUCCAUCCCUCGCUCUUCCAUCCGCAACGCCCUCAUGGAGAGAGCGUCCGAGGAUAUUAACAGAGCCCUAGAGGAGGUGAAGUUGUCCGUCGUGUCCUACUUAACCAACUCCAUCGUGGAUCAGAUUCUGCAAGAACUCUACACGACCCAUAAAACGCUGGUACUGCUGCGGCAGGUGUCUCAGGCCAAGCGCUGGGAUGAUGCGGGGACAGGAAGACAUACGAUCAGACAAUCCAGAGUCGCGGAGUCUCUGGAAUUCCCGGAUUCUGAGGAUGUGGGCGUCCACCUGGGAAUAGACACCAUGGCUAUAAAGAAACGGAGCUCCAGAACCAGAAGAAUCCGUCCCGUCUCCACCAGACCAAGUCUGGCAGAUGAGCCCAGCGCCUCCCCCACGCCCUCUGCUCCUCCCCCCUCCGCCCAAUUUUCCCACUCGGCAUCCUGGGAGUGCCUGUCCACCCUUCCCACCAACGGCUCGCCUUUGCGCCAUGUGACCCACGUAAGGCCCCGCCCUCCACGGAGACACAGAGCAGUUCACCUUCCCCCAGAAUCUCAUUACUUUGAGAACGGAGGAGUCAGUACACUGGAGGAUGGACUGCCAGACUUCUACAGCAAGAGGGUUCUUCCUGACAGGCAUCAGUUGUCGUCCAUCCAUCAGGCUCAGUCUCUGAGGAGGAAAAAAAGACGCAGCGUGUUGUCCAUUUUCUCCGGUUUCCGCAAGAAUCGCAACUCCACCAUAUCAAACCAGGAGUUGGACAUGUCAGAGAAUGUGUACUCGAUGAUUCAGCAUCCAAAGGACGUCGGGAAAGCAGAUCAUUCCGCGCUUGGAGCAAACGGCACCGUGCCGUCACCUCGGGUCGGACAAGGCGUCCCUGCGCAAGGCUUGAGGCCCGCCAGCCCCUCUUGCCUUAUUCAGAGACAGUCCACCGACCUGGUCAGCAUGGUGUACAGCUGCAUCGGGGCCGACAUUGAAGAGUCGGAUGCCAGCGGCAACUGUGACACCAAAGCAACGCAGGAAAGCAUCUCGGAGGCCGACGACAACCACACGAACGCACAUUUGGCGUCCUCUAAGCAGCUGGCGCACAGGCAGGAGAGGAUCGUACCUCUGACCGCCCCGCAGACUGACUCGGACGAGGAUGCUCCACGUAGCCGCAGAGGUGCGAGCGGCGCUGCUGGCAGCCUGAGGCCUGAGCCGCCGCCUCAGAGCACCAAGCCCAGUCUUGCUGCCAUGCGGCAGAGACACCUUCAGGAGAGUCUAGCGGAGGCAGGACGGCUGGAAGCACGAGAAGAGCAGACUGAAAGAAAACGUGAGGAAAAAGAGAGGACGCGGGGACCCGAGGGGCAGCGUCCGCUGAUCCCCGCCAAGCCUUGUCUUGACCUCGCACGAGACAAAACCUCUCCGGAAAACGCCAAGAUCUCUCCCGAAAUCUCACCCGUCAGUCGAGAAGGAGCCGAUGCCCAGAGGAGUGCGCCUCUUGCGGCGUCUGUCAGUUAUGAGGAAGUCACCAGCAGAGAAUGGAGAAGCCCGCCAGCACCUGUCGAGCCUGAAAUGGAUUCCGCUGCAGACGGCGCUCUUGGCAAAGGUAAAAAUGAAGACCAGAAUGGAUUUGCAGCCCCGUCGCGUGGCACGAGAAAGUCCAACUCAUUUGACACAGUGCCACGUCAUGUCCCCUCAGGCAUGGAGCGGGGCAGUCACUGUGAUCUGGAAAGGUUUUCCGAUGCCAGACUCUGUGUGAAAAAACCUUCUUUCCCCCAGAAGAGAAACAGAUCUUUGGACUACCCCGCUGGGACCAGGUGUUCUGCGAGUCCUCACCAUGGUAACCACGAUGCUCUAUGACAUCACACCAGGACCAGCCCAGUUUUGCAUGGGAAACCAGACUGGGAAAGAGAGGACUGGAGUGAGACGAGCUUUUAAAUGGUACUGACCUUUGUUUUAAUUAACGUCAUGAUCUGUUGCCGAGUGUGCAUGGACAAAGUAGUUGUGUGGUUUUUAGUUAAGAACGGAUGUUUUUAGUUAAGGAGCGUUUUCACUGCACCGUUCAUACGGCAGUACAGCAUAGUUCCACGCGACUCCCGUAUUUGCUAAAACUCUUGUUUGAUGCAGUAAGGUAAAAUUAUUUCAACGUAUCCUGUUUUUUUUUGUCCCCUGCCUGUUCUUCACUGACAAUCUGCUUUAAAAAACAAACAAACCCUAUGUUGGUACUGUAUUUAUUCAAAUGGAGAUGUACAUAUUUAAUAUCAAUUUGCACUAACCUUUGUGGUAAACCUACUGGUGAGCAAUCAUGAUUUUUAUUUCAUUUUUUUGUGAUCAUUUAUCAUCGGUCACAUGUGAACAGUAUUGAGAAUUGUGUUUAAUGCGCUAAACAAUCCCAUGUCUGAAGGUAUGAAAGUCAGAUCGCUUAUUGUUUUAAUCUGAUUUUACGAGAAGGAAAAGGUGUAUUUUUUUCUAAAAAUGUUUCUGUUAAGAGUAAAUAAAAACUACUUUACACA
This is a messenger RNA of Hippocampus zosterae (dwarf seahorse), 6291 nucleotides long. RefSeq names its product capping protein regulator and myosin 1 linker 3 (gene carmil3). Gene Ontology annotation, cellular component: plasma membrane; lamellipodium. Gene Ontology annotation, molecular function: protein binding. The coding region runs from base 2078 to 5638 and encodes 1186 amino acids. The transcript has 33 exons. The record is from RefSeq and is a predicted model, not a curated record. Gene Ontology annotation, biological process: regulation of Arp2/3 complex-mediated actin nucleation; cell migration. Lineage: Eukaryota; Metazoa; Chordata; Actinopteri; Syngnathiformes; Syngnathidae.